UUCACUUACUUUUUGCAACUACAAACUACCAUGUCAUCAUCGUAUUCUUUUUUAGUUGUAUUACUUGUAAUAUCAGCAGUAGUGGUCUUAGCAUCUGCGGAUUACAAACCAGCGAAUUAUAAUGAUGUAAAGGAUGAUGAUAACCAAGUUCCUAGCAGCCAAGAAUACAAACAAAACAAACCUCAAUCAGGAAACCCAACUGAUGAAAAUGAGGAUGAUGAAGAUGAAGAAGGUCUCAUCAACGUUGGAAUUGAUCAUCGACCAUGGACAUCUAUGCUUUCAGAGCCAUCUCUUCAAAGCUAUCUAUCGAACGUAUACUACCAAAAAUCAUGUCCCAGUCUCGAAGAAAUCAUACACAAGAAGGUAGCUGCAUGGAUCAAGAAGGAUGCCACUAUUGCUGCUAGUAUCCUCAGGUUGCACUUCCAUGACUGCGCUAUCAGGGGGUGUGAUGCUUCAAUCCUUCUGAGUCACCCUGGAAGUGAAAAGGACGCAGACGCCAGCAAAACAUUGAGAGGAUUCGAACUAAUAGACGAAAUCAAAGCAGAAGUUGAGGAGAAAUGUCCCAAAACUGUUUCUUGUGCUGACAUCCUCACUGCUGCAGCUAGAGAUGCUACGGUUGCGAUUGGAGUCCCUUUCUGGGAGGUCCCAUAUGGUAGAAAAGAUGGACUAGUUUCGAUUGCUAAGGAAGCUGAUUAUGCAGUACCCAAAGGUCGCGAAAGUGUCACAACUUUGAUUGAAUUCUUCCAAUCUAUAGGAUUGAAUCUUAUUGAUUUGGUUGUCCUCUCAGGAGCACACACCAUUGGAAAGUGUAACUGUGGUGUGAUCCAAGACAGGCUCUACAACUAUCAAGGAACCGGCAAGGCUGAUCCAACUAUCGACGUCAAAUAUUUGAAUUUCUUGAAGAGAAAAUGCAAACGUGCAUCAGAAUAUGUAGAACUGGAUGGAGAAACCCCAACGACGUUCGAUUCGAUGUAUUACACAAACCUGCAGAUGAAUAAAGGAUUACUUAAAACCGAUCAAUUACUUAACUCUGACUCAAGAACUUCUGGUUUAGUUGAUGCAAUGGCAAAUCAACCAGAAUGGCUCUUCCUUCAACAGUUUUCUGUGUCCAUGGUAAAACUUGGAAACACUCAAGUUCUCACCGGCAAGAAGGAAGGAGAGAUUCGAAUAAAGUGCAGUUCUAUCAAUUCUGCUAAUUACUAGAUUAAUUAUUAAGCGACGGAUCUUAUGAGUAUUGUUUCUUUUUAAUGCUAUAUAUCCAUAUGAGUACAGAUAUAUGCAUGUAUACGUAAGUUGUUGUUUUCUGUUGUAAUUUUGAACUCCCUAUUUUACAAAUAUAUAUAUAUUGCCCCUUGAGUGGUGAACCAGAGGAAAUUUUAAUUCCUCCUUCUCUAUACAUACAGA
Molecule: messenger RNA, 1404 nt
Organism: Papaver somniferum (opium poppy)
Lineage: Eukaryota; Viridiplantae; Streptophyta; Magnoliopsida; Ranunculales; Papaveraceae
Product: peroxidase 7-like
Exons: 3
Coding region: 31-1203 (390 amino acids)
Biological process (GO): hydrogen peroxide catabolic process; response to oxidative stress
Cellular component (GO): plasmodesma; plant-type cell wall
Molecular function (GO): peroxidase activity; heme binding
Source: RefSeq, a predicted model, not a curated record